AGGCGUUUUAUUUAUAUGCUGAAUCUUAUUCCAUUCUUAUUUCUCUACCGAUGUGGGACAAAAAGUUCAAAUUACACAUAACAAAAGCCAUUUUAGCAAAACUUUUCGAAUGUUUAAUCAGCAACAAACAAAGAAGAUGGCCAAAAUUAUGAACAUGUGAAGGACAACUUAAAAUAAUAUUUUAUUUUUAAGGCAGAUUAUGAAAGUGAUAUCAGCAAUCAUAUAUAUAAAAUAAUAAUAAAGAAGAACUUCUUGAAAUUCACCAAAACCAAACAAAAGGCCGAAGAUGAUGAACAUAGUUUAGCAAUUUAUUAAUUUUCAAUUAAAGAACUGGAUUAGUGAUAAUCAACCAAGAUAAUUUGCUCAUCCUAUAUCCAUUUUUGGUCAGGUUUUUUUUGUAGAAAACAAUGGAAGAGAAGUGUGGAAUCAAGAAGGAUGUUACUGAGUUAAUAGGUAAUACUCCUAUGGUAUAUCUCAACAAUAUCUUGGAAGGUUGUGAUGUACGAAUUGCUGCGAAGCUUGAGAAUAUGGAACCUUGUUAUAGUGUUAAAGACAGGAUUGCCUACAGUAUGAUCAAAGACGCAGAAGAAAAGGGCUUAAUUACACCAGGCAAGACUGUUCUUGUCGAGGUUACUAGUGGAAAUACCGGUAUUGCUAUGGCAUCAAUAGCUGCAGCAAAAGGUUACAAGGUUAUCAUAGUCAUGCCAGCUAUCAAGAGUCUUGAGAGAAGGAUUAUAAUGUUAGCUUUUGGAGCUGAGUUGUACCUAACAGAUCCGAGCAAGGGCUAUAAUGAGAUUAUUAAGAAGGCCGAGGAGAUAAUGAGAAAUACACCAAAUGCUUAUAUGCUUCAUCAAUUUGAAAAUCCUGCUAAUCCAAAGAUUCAUUAUGAAACCACGGGCCCAGAGAUUUGGAAAGACUCGGGAGGUAAAGUUGAUGUCUUGGUCGCUGGAAUAGGGACAGGUGGUACAGUAACUGGUGCAGGCAAAUUCCUUAAGGAGAAAAACCCAGGCAUCAAGGUUUACGGUGUUGAACCAACUGAAAGUGCAGUCUUGAAUGGAGGAAAACCUGGUUAUCAUAUGAUUCAAGGACUAGGUGCUGGUAUUGUGCCGCGUGUUCUGGAUGUUGGCAUGCUUGAUGAAGUUGUUACAGUAUCAAGUGAGGAAGCUAUAGAAACUACCAGGCUGCUUGCUUUGAAGGAAGGUCUGCUGGUGGGAAUAUCAUCUGGUGCUGUGACUGCUGCUGCUAUAAAGUUGGCAAAGAGACCAGAAAAUUCUGGGAAACUCAUUGUUGUACCAUCGGCUUUGGUGCCAAGUCAUGAAGCUAUUGAAGCUGGUAAAGAUGCUUACAGAAGGCUUGCUGAGUACCAAGAAGAUAUGGAGAACAACUUUGCAAUCAAGAAAGACAUCACUGAGCUAAUAGGAAAUACCCCUUUGGUAUAUCUGAAUAAGAUUGUAGAUGGUUGUGUAGCUCGCAUUGCUGCCAAACUUGAAAUGUUUGAACCUACUGCUAGUGUCAAAGACAGAAUUGCAUACAGCAUGAUUCAAGAUGCAGAAGAUAAGGGCUUGAUUACUCCAGGGAAGACUGUCCUUGUUGAACCUACAAGUGGUAACACUGGCAUUGGUUUAGCAGCAAUUGCUGCAGUGAAGGGUUACAAAAUUAUACUCACAAUGCCUGCUUCAAGUAGUAUUGAAAGAAAAACUGUUCUACGAGCAUUCGGAGCUGAGGUUUGCCUUUCUGAUCCAGUAAGGGCAUUUCCAGGGGCUCUUGAGAAGGCAGAGGAGAUUCUGAGUAAAACACCUGAUGGGUACAUGCUUCAGCAAUUUGACAAUCCUGCAAAUCCAAAGAUUCAUUAUGAGACCACUGGCCCAGAAAUAUGGAGAGACACGGGAGGAGAAGUCGAUAUCUUGGUUGCAGGAGUUGGAACUGGUGGUACUGUGACUGGAGCUGGGAGAUACCUCAAGGAGAAAAAAACCGAGAUUAAGGUGUAUGGUAUAGAACCAGCUGAAAGUGCUGUUCUAAAUGGUGAAAAAUCCGGCCCGCAUCUGAUCCAAGGACUUGGUGCCGGUGUUAUUCCUAAUGUUUUGGAUAUUGAGUUGCUGGAUGAAGUUUUCAAAAUAUCAGGGGAAGAAGCCAUUGAAACUGCUAAGCAGCUUGCCUUGAAAGAAGGUUUGCUGGUUGGGAUAUCUUCAGGAGCAGCUGCAGCUGCUGCAAUUAGAUUGGCAAAAAGGCCUGAAAAUGCAGGCAAACUCAUUGUUGUUAUAUUCCCCAGUUUUGGAGAGCGUUACUUGUCUUCCAAGCUUUUUGAUUCAAUUAGGCUGGAAGUGGAAAGUAUGACUUAUGUUGAAUAAGAUACAGAUUUGAACUUUUUGAUUCAAUUAGAGACGGAAUUCGACUUUACGGAGAAAAGGGAGCACAAGUGAAUUGGCGUAAUGACAGUUUCGUAAUUCUGCCAAAAUUGAAAGUGUGCGAUUUGGGCAGUUUGGACUUAAAUUUAUUAGAGAAAUUACACCCUACACUAUAAAAAGGCAAAAUAUUUAAUCUUCUUCAUUAAUGAA
This is a messenger RNA of Mercurialis annua (annual mercury), 2555 nucleotides long. Its product is annotated as cysteine synthase-like. The record is from RefSeq and is a predicted model, not a curated record. Gene Ontology annotation, molecular function: cysteine synthase activity. The transcript is spliced from 22 exons. Bases 408 to 2348 code for a protein of 646 amino acids. Lineage: Eukaryota; Viridiplantae; Streptophyta; Magnoliopsida; Malpighiales; Euphorbiaceae. Gene Ontology annotation, cellular component: cytoplasm.